Molecule: messenger RNA, 4945 nt
Organism: Triplophysa rosa
Lineage: Eukaryota; Metazoa; Chordata; Actinopteri; Cypriniformes; Nemacheilidae
Gene: slc24a4a
Product: solute carrier family 24 member 4a
Exons: 17
Coding region: 581-2452 (623 amino acids)
Biological process (GO): intracellular calcium ion homeostasis; calcium ion transmembrane transport
Cellular component (GO): membrane
Molecular function (GO): calcium, potassium:sodium antiporter activity; calcium channel activity
Source: RefSeq, a predicted model, not a curated record
GCGUAAUCUCUCACAUGUAGAAGUCACAGCAGCUGCAUGAGAGCGAGGUGCAGCUCAACUUGAGUGAAACAGCAUUGACCCUAAAGACGCAUAAGCAUGCUUAAAAUGUUGACUGAAAUGGACGAAUUGCACAGGGCCGUUUGAAUAUUUCACGAAUUAACGGGACUGCUUCAUAGGAAAAAGCUUAAACGCAGUCGGCGGGAUGCAACCGGGGACACCACGGUUUUCCUCUAUGUAAAAGAAGGAAUGUGAUUUUAAGGCUUAUCACCAGGCAACCGUAAAACCCGACCGUAUGCCGUUAAACAUAUUCAGUUAAUAAUUUCAACUAAUUAUAAAUAACAUUGUCCUCGCAGCAGGACACGGAUUCUCACGGGUCGUUUUAAUAAUACAACAUCCUGACCGAAUGCGUGAAGACACCUGGGACUGAAGCUCGCGCGCACAUGCACGCCGCCGCCUCACAGGCGAUCGUUCGCUGGAAAUGAAGAGGACAUCAUCCCGUGUCUGACCAAAUCCGGCCGAUUUCCCACCGUCCCGGCCAUCUGUGUCUCUUCGAUUGUGGAGGUGAAUUGCACGAACAAAAAUGACCCAGCCAACGGGAAAUACGACCACGGACCUGGACCAGAGCUGCGGUAUAUCAAAAAAGAGCAUGAUAACCAAAAUAUUUAAAGUUCGCAAAAGGAGAGAAAUGCUGUUCGUGCAGGUGUGUUUCAUCUGCAGCGUGCUUUUCAUGGCGUGGUGCAUGUCGGCGUUGCUCACAAAAACAGGUCAUGGGCUGGUGCUGCAGGAGGGGUUUGCUGCACCCAGUGACCACCUGGGUCGAAGGCUUAUGGCCACCGUGGGAGACAAUGAGACUGAAUUGAAGAAUUGCACAGAGCCAGCCGUCCAUGAGUUUCCUGAGGAUGUAUUCACCAGCAGAGAGCGUACGCAGGGGGCUGUACUGCUACACAUAUUUGCGGCUCUAUAUAUGUUUCUGGGUCUUGCUAUUGUAUGUGAUGACUACUUCGUGACCUCUCUAGAGAAUAUCUGUGAGAAGUUGCACCUGAGUGAAGAUGUAGCAGGAGCGACGUUCAUGGCAGCUGGAAGCUCCGCCCCAGAGCUGUUUGCUUCUAUAAUCGGUGUGUUCAUUACUCAUGGAGAUGUAGGGGUGGGCACAAUAGUGGGUUCGGCGGUCUUCAAUAUUCUUUGCAUUAUCGGAGUGUGUGGGAUAUUUGCCGGACAGGUUGUUUUUCUCACCAAGUUUGCUGUGUUUAGAGACUCACUCUACUACACUUUUUCUGUGGUUGCCCUUAUUGCGUUUAUUUACGAUGAGAAGAUUGUGUGGUGGGAGAGUUUGAUACUCAUCCUCAUGUAUGUUGGCUACAUCCUCAUCAUGAAGUUCAACACUAGCAUCCAAAACUACUUUUCGGGGAAGGAGGACAAGGGCGUCGCCAACGGUAACACCGUCGUCAGCGAGAUGGAGGAUGGUAAUGCAUGUUAUGAGCUGUUUUGGGAUGAUCCGUCCUGGCCGUUACUCAGCCCAGUAAAGCCCAGUAAAACAUACACUCGGGGCUCUGUGGUGAUGGUGGAUGAGAUGAUCAAUUCGAGCCCUCCGCACUACCGGUUCCCAGAGGCCGGCCUCAGGGUCAUGAUCACAAACCACUUUGGACCUAAGACACGUCUCCGUAUGGCAAGCCGUCUUAUCAUCAAUGAGCAACAGCGGCUAGGGAAGACGUCUAAUGGGGUGGAUGGAGUGCUGGUGGUUGAUAAGAAAACUGACACCAUUGAAAAUGGCAUCAUAACCGAGGACAAACUCAGUGAGGAGCCUGAAAAUGAGAUCUCAUCUCCCUUCAGCCUGCCUGGUGGCGCUAUGGACAAAGUCAAAUUUUUCAUCUCCUGGCCCAUUUCACUGUUGCUGUUCUUCACGGUGCCCAACUGUGCCAAACCACGGUGGGAGCGUUUCUUCAUGCUGUCCUUCUUCCUCUCCACACUGUGGAUCGCCAUCUUCUCUUACUUCAUGGUGUGGAUGGUCACCAUCGUUGGAUACACACUUGGAAUUCCAGAUGUAAUAAUGGGUAUAACUUUCUUGGCCGCUGGCACCAGCGUUCCCGACUGCAUAGCUAGUCUCAUUGUCGCACGUCAAGGCCUGGGGGACAUGGCUGUCUCGAACACGAUUGGCAGUAAUGUGUUUGAUAUUCUGGUUGGACUCGGCGUUCCCUGGGGCAUCCAGACGAUGGCUGUCAACUAUGGAUCUGUGGUUCAAAUCAACAGUAAAGGAUUGGUUUACUCUGUUGUCCUUCUGCUGGGCUCAGUGGCUUUAACUGUUUUGGGCAUCCACGUGAACAGAUGGAGGUUGGACUUUAAGCUGGGCAUCUACGUACUCGUGCUGUAUGCCGUCUUUCUCUGCUUUUCCAUCUUGAUUGAAUACAACGUCUUCACGUUCGUCAAUCUCCCCAUGUGUCAAGAUGAACUGUAGACCAGAAGGUUUUCGCAGGCUUGGAACCAAAAUACCUCCGGGUUGGACCCACACCCACUAAACAUCACCCCAAAUCACCAGUGAUUCUGCUGUUUCCUGUAAAUGCAGUUCCUCAAACAGGUUAAUCUAGUUACUGUUAAAUAAAACCCUCUGUCUUCUGCUGCAUGUCCUCACCACUGUGGUUCAGAUGGAGGGAACUCUUUGGCUCUGGUUUAAAACUCUCUCCUUCAUUUCCAGGAAAUGAAAUUCUCCUUGGCAGCUCUCUUUAUAACUGGAUAAUCUACUUUUUUGGGACAAUCAAGAUGCAGGCCUGAAGUCUUUACUGGAUUAUUCAGUGCAGGGGAUUCGAAUUUACUGCACACUUACUGUACACGCAUCACGAAUCGCACAUACGCCAAUGACAAAUAAAUGCUGCUCAUUCCCAUAUGCAUUAGCGAUUUCCUGUACAUUCUCUAUUUUCUGUCUUCCCUUGAGACAGUAUGAACAUUAAACAUUAUGCACUUUCUGUACGGCAUAAAGCAUCAUCAAAUUUAUUUAUGAAACUAAAAAAAGUGUGGAAAUAUAAAAGUACGCCCUUAAUGUGUCGCCAUUGACUGACAUUAUAUGACUGCCCUUGGGCAUGAAGAUUUCAUCAGCUUGUUAGACGCAAGAAACCUUCCGCGCUAAAAACAAGAGGCUGUUACAGCAUGGAUUUUAUAUUCUGUAUAGAUCACGCAGUGGGGAGGACAAGAUGUUAUGGAAUUCUGAUGAGCUUGACGAAAUAUCCUGCUGAGAGCUACUGGCAAGUGGCCAUCGGCGAGGUCAUCGAGGGGACCACUUCUAACACUCUGGAACAGAAGCUCUCGAAUUUGGACAUGUUUUGGUUUUCCCUUAAUCAUUCUAACCAAUGAAUCGAACCAAUCACGAAAGCACACAUCAAAAGCUGCUCCGCACCUCUCGUUCAGCCCAGAGCGGACAAUCCUCAGGAGAGCUCUCUGCUCCUUUUGCGGUGUGGAAGAUGAGACCGACAGCUGUGGCUGCUUUAAUAUUUCACACACAAACAUACGGACAACAUCACAAACAGGGAUCCUGGAUUUUGCAGACGUGCAGCGAGUCGGCGCGUUUGUUGUUUAUAUGUAAAUAUGACAUCAGUGAUCCUGUUUGAACCAGUGCUUCCUUACAGAGGACGGGAGGGGGUGUACCUAUGUAUGUGACCGAAGUGGUCACUUUUUCUUUAUUUACAAUGCACCCGAACCUCCCUGUCUGGAUCUUUCUUACUGUUUGCGUGUAAUGCAUGAUUUGACACAAAGAAGCCAUUUUUGCGGCAGGGCGUAAGCUUUGUGAGCUCGAUGUAAAAGUCCCUAUAAGGGUGAAUCUCAUGAAAACGUGUUCAGGUCCCAGUUCAGCCCUAAAUCACGAGGACAAAUUGUGAAACUGUGCUUUGCAUUAGAAAAUUGCGUUUUCAAUGGAUUUUGAUUUGGUUCAUGUGGCAUUAUUUUUAUGAUAAUAAUAGCACUCAAUUAUCUUAGUUACUGCAUCUGGUUUUGUUAUAAUUUUUUGUAAUUUGCGUCAUUUAAAAGAUCAGAUUUUCAGAUUGAUUUAAUACAGUAAAAUAUUACAACACAUUGUAUAGGGUUACUACCAAUAGGGUUAAAGUCCUCAAAUUUCUAUAUUUUUAUUUUAGCUCGAAGCGUGACCUGGACACGUUUUUGACACUUCCCAUGAGAUUCACCCAUACAGUAGCUCAAUGGCAGCUAUCGAACCUCCAUUUACUCAGCUGUGUGCGCGCUCAGGAGAUCUCAACUUGAGCAUGGGGGACAGGGGAAGGGUCUUUGUGUUUUGUCAGUCGUAGAAACUGUCUUUGUUAAGUGCUAAGAGGUGCCGUCGCUGUUGUCUGUGCAGAAAGGCAGGUGUUGGAGUAUUUGAUGUACACAGUAUAUAUGAUAUAUGCAAUCUCAGUUGGUGAGGAGACGGAAUACUGGGAAUUAUAUUUUCAUAGAUGAGCCAUGUUUGUGAAAGCUGCUGAAAUCGUCCACCGCUGUUACAUGUGCAUGCAUACUCAUUUAAUCUCACAUCACAUAGUUGCCAUUGAAUGUCGACUUAAGUUUUGUGGUUACGUGCUGUGUGGAAUGACGGUGAUGUCGUGAUGUUUUCGUUUCUGUGGUGUUAAUAAGUGGUGACCUGUAAGAUUAGCUAAUAUGGAAACGCUGUACGGAUGCUUUCGUAGGUGCACUGAAAUCUUGUUCUUAGGCCUGGGUGUAUAGUUAAAAGAGAGAGGCUGGGUUUUCUUCCCAUCUUUGAUGAUUUGGUGCCAGUAAAUUUGUUUUUCUGUUUGAUGUGUUUUUCCAUCGUUUUGAGGCGAGACAUCUCUUUUGACCAGUGCAAUAGACAGGAAAUGUGUGCAUUUAAGAGAUUUGUUUGAAUUUACACUGAAGGCAUUUGUCAGCUCUAUAUCCUUAAAGGGAUACUUCACCCAGAAAUGAAAAUUCUGUCAUCAUUUACUCACCUUCGAGC